This is a messenger RNA of Seriola dumerili (greater amberjack), 3740 nucleotides long. RefSeq names its product protocadherin-1-like. The coding region runs from base 126 to 3740 and encodes 1204 amino acids. Gene Ontology annotation, biological process: homophilic cell-cell adhesion. Lineage: Eukaryota; Metazoa; Chordata; Actinopteri; Carangiformes; Carangidae. The transcript is spliced from 6 exons. Gene Ontology annotation, molecular function: calcium ion binding. The record is from RefSeq and is a predicted model, not a curated record. Gene Ontology annotation, cellular component: plasma membrane.
CCUCCACCCCACUACCUCCCCAAGCGUGCCAUCAGCGGAGGAUGCUGCUGCUGCCGGUGUCGGUACAAACUGCCCGGUGGUAACGGUUCUUGAAGGAGUAGCGAGCGGGGCUGUCGGGUGGAGACAUGGCGGCGCUGAGGUGGGAAGUCCUGUUGUUCCUGGCGGUCGUCCUGCUGGUCUCCUGUAACGCCGCACCCUCCGACAUCCUGUAUCGGGUUCCAGAGGAGCAGCCGCCCAACACGCUGAUUGGCAGCUUGGCGGCCGACCAGGGCCUGCCCGACACCGGUCACCUCUACAAGCUGGAGGUGGGCUCGCCGUACCUGCGGGUGGACGGCAAGACGGGCGACAUCUACACCACCGAGAUCCCCAUCGACCGCGAGACGCUGAGGGACUGCCGCAACCUUUUUGAGGGCGACAAAUGUUUCCUGGAGUUCGAGGUGUCGAUCACCGACAUGGUGAAGGGCAUCGGCUCGGGGCCGCGGCUGAUCGAAGGCCGCAUCGAGGUGAUGGACAUCAACGACAACACGCCGCAGUUCUCCUCACCCAUCCUCACCCUCUCCAUCCCAGAGAACACGCACAUCGGCGCCCUCUUCUCCAUCCCCAUGGCCACCGACAGGGACUCCGGCACCAACGGCGUGGCCGAGUACUCGCUGAGCACCGGGCCCGACGCCGACCAGCUCUUCAGCUUGCAGGUCGCGGUUGACACGGACGAGAAGCUGCCGCAGUUGGUCGUCAUGGGCAACUUGGACCGCGAGAAGAAGGACUCGUACGACCUGAACAUCCGGGUGGUGGACGGUGGGAGGCCGGCGAGGGCCAGCAGCGCUCUGCUGCGGGUCACCGUCACCGACCAGAACGACAACGCCCCCAAGUUUGAGAGGACUCACUACGACGCCGAGCUGCCGGAGAACAGCCCGCUGGGACACUCAGUGCUGCAGGUCAGAGCCAACGACGCAGACACCGGCAUCAACGGGGAGAUUGACUACAGCCUCCAUCAGGCGUCGGAGACCGUCCAGAGGCUUCUGCGCAUCGACCGCUCCACCGGCAUCAUAUACGUCAAAGGCCUGGUGGACCGCGAGGAGGAGAACUUCCUCAAGUUCUUCGUGGUCGCUAAAGAUCGCGGGCCCAAUGCUAAGAGCUCCAAGGUCCUGGUGACCGUCAACGUCAGGGACCAGAAUGACAACGCCCCAGCCAUUGAGAUCCGUGGUAUUGGUUUGGUGACGCACCAGGACGGCGUGGCCAACAUCUCUGAGGACAUGCCCAUCGGCACCGCAGUGGCGUUGGUCCAGGUGUCGGACCGUGACGAGGGGGAAAAUGCGGUGGUUACGUGCGUAGUUGCCGGUGAUGUCCCAUUUCAGCUUCGACCUGCAAGUGAGUCAGCCAACGAUCGGAAGAGGAAGUACUUCCUGCAGACGACUACCCUGCUGGAUUAUGAGCGUGUUAAGGAUUACAGGAUUGAAAUUGUCGCUGUGGAUUCUGGGAACCCAGCGCUGUCCAGCACCAACUCCCUCAAGGUCCAGGUGACAGACAUGAACGACAACACGCCAAACUUUUCCCCUGCGUUGCUCGAGGUGGACUUUGCAGAGGGCAACCAGCCAGGCGACAAGGUGCUGGAUGUUGUGGCGACAGAUGCGGACAGUGGCACCAACGCAGAGCUGUCCUACAGCAUCAUCGAGCUCUCGGCCACCAGGCUCUUCGAGAUCGACGCCAACAGCGGGGAGGUUCGUGUGAAGAACCUGUUGGAUCGGGAGGAGACGGAGCGUUACGAGUUCCGCGUGGCGGCAGCAGACAAGGGUGUUCCCAGCAAAACCGGCACCGCUACAGUGGUGAUUAACGUCCUGGACCGCAAUGACAAUGACCCCAAGUUUAUGCUGAACGGCUACAGCUUCUCCGUCAUUGAGAACAUGCCUCCGCUCAAUCCCGUCGGUGUGGUGACCGUGACUGAUGCUGAUAAAGGUGAAAACGCCCGAGUGAGGCUGUUUGUUGAACCGGACAAUGGCAAGUUUGUCAUCCAGAACGGCACAGGAACCAUCCUGUCCAGCAUCUCCUUCGACCGUGAGAAGGAGAGCACCUACACCUUCCGUCUGAAGGCUGUGGAUGCCGGUGACCCUCCUCGAUCCUCCUACGUCGGCGUGACCAUCAACGUCCUAGAUGAGAAUGAUAACGCCCCCUACGUCACCAAACCGUCCAACUCCUCCUACACUUACUUGACACCCGUCACGCCACUGGACACCCGUGUGGAGGUGGUAGAGGCUGAGGACAUUGACUCUGGACCCAACGCUGAGCUGUUCUACGCCAUCACAGGCGGCAACCCGUACGGCCUGUUCCACAUCUCGCCGAGCAGCGGAGAGAUCACACUGGUGCAGGAAUUCAACGGCAAGCACAAUGGACUGCACCGCCUGGUGGUGAGGGUCAGCGAUAAAGGCAAACCUCCCCGCCACACAACCGCCCUGGUCCAUAUUUUCGUCAACGACACCAUGUCCAACGUCUCCCUCAUCGAAGCGCUGGUCGGACACAGCAUCUACACCCCUCUGGACAGGGACAUUGCCGGAGAUCCCAACUACGCCCUUGCUCAGCGCAGCAACAUCCUGUACGGUAGCCUGGCGGGGAUUGCUGGUGUGAUUCUGGUCAUUGUAGCCGUGGUGGUCAUCAGACACCGGCUGCAGAAGGACACCAAGAGCGGCUACCAGGCCGGCAAGAAGGAGAGUAAGGACCUGUACGCUCCAAAGCAGGGCCCCAAGAACGGCAAAGGGAAAAAGAGCAAAAAGGGGAAAGCUCCAAAACCUGCCAAACCGCUGGAGGAGGACGAGGAGGCCAGCUUGCAGAAAGGCCUCAAGUUCAACCUCAUCAACGACAGCGUCAACGACAGUCCCAGAAUCCACCUGCCACUUAACUACCCGCCAGGAAGCCCCGAUCUGGGCCGCCACUACCGCUCCAACUCCCCACUACCCUCCAUCCAGCUGCAGCCACAGUCGCCCUCCGCCUCCAAGAAGCACCAGGCCGUUCAGGACCUCCCCGCCACCAACACCUUCGUGGGAACCGGCGACAACAACUCCACAGGCUCCGACCAAUAUUCGGAUUACAGCUACAAGGCCAACCCGCCCAAAUACAGCAACAAACAGCUCCCCCACCGCCGAGUGACCUUCUCCACGGCCAACCAGGCUCAGGACCUGCAGGACGCGUCCCAGCACAGCUACUACGACAGCGGCCUGGAGGAGUCGGAGACCCCCAGCUCCAAGUCUUCGUCGGGGCCGCGGAUCGGCCCGCUGGCGCUGCCGGAGGAUCACUACGAGCGGACCACGCCCGACGGCAGCAUCGGCGAGAUGGAGCACCCGGAGAACGACCUCAGGCCCCUCCCCGACGUGGCGAUGACCGGUAACUGCACCCGCGAGUGCACCGAGUUCGGCCACUCUGACUCCUGCUGGAUGCCCGGACAGCCCUCCCCGAACCGCAAGGUGUCCAAGAACGCUCCGAAGCUCUCCACCUUUGUGCCUUACCAGGAGAUGGACGGGCAGGAGCAGCUGAUGGCCAACGGCAGCCCCAAGCCCUUGAUGAUGGAGGAGCGCGGCACGGGUGUGUCCAACAUGCGAUUCAUGACACCCUACAGCAGUGCCUACCCUGGAGGCGGAGACUCGUCUGUGAAAGACUGUGGGCUGGAGGAGAUCCCGCUGAGCCAGGCGGUGGAGUACCACUCGGCCACCACCCCGACCGGCCAGACCUCCAAGAGGGAGAUCUACCUGUGA